Prunus mume (Japanese apricot) is the source of this 923-nucleotide messenger RNA. RefSeq names its product DUF4228 domain protein. NCBI's taxonomy places the organism in Eukaryota, Viridiplantae, Streptophyta, Magnoliopsida, Rosales, Rosaceae. The record is from RefSeq and is a predicted model, not a curated record.
AAAGCCCCAAGAAGAAUCCCACCGACGCAUAAUACCUCUAUCCCUCCAUAACUUCCCCUCUCUUUUAUACCCUCCAAACAACCCAUAAGCCACAACCUCCCUUUAACAAGAAGAAGAAGAAGAAGAAGAAGAAAGUUGGAUCAGAAAAAGCAAAUUUCAAUAAAUGGGAAAUUGCUUGUUUGGGGGUGUUGGGGAGGCAGAAGGGUUGGUCCAAGUGACGACUUCCAAUGGUGGCAUAAUGGAAUUCUAUGCGCCAAUCACAGUAGGCUCAAUCACCAAAGAAUUUCCAAACCAUGGAAUUUUCAGAAGCCAUGACCUCUUCUGGAAGCCACUAUCUCACCAUGAAGAUCUUGUGGCAAGACAAAACUACUAUCUCCUCCCACUCACCAGCCAAAGUGGUCACUUGGGCAGUGCCCAAAUUGUGAGGGAAGGCCAUGUGAGAUCAAACAGCAUACCUACUUGCCCCCUUUCUGCACCAUACAGAAUGUCGCUUGAUUAUCAAGGCAUGAUGAAGAGGUCUUACACAGAAGCUUUUUCAAGGUACAACAAUGUCAGCUUUUGGAAGGUGAAGCUUGUGAUCAGCCCUGAGCAGCUGCUGGAGAUUUUGGCUCAGGAGGGAAGAACCCAGGAGUUGAUUGAGAGUGUGAGGACUGUGGCUAAGUGUGGGAAUGGUGGCUCUGCCUCUGGUUUGGGAUUUUCUGACCAGUGGAGUCUCUCAAGUAGUAGUAGAAAUGCUUCGUCUAAGAAAGAUGGAAUAUUGCUAGACAUUUAGAGGGAAAUAUAUGGAAUUACAGUGUUCAAUUUUCUGUUUCUGGUUUUGGUUCCAGUGUUGUAAGAAUUAGAUUGUGCUGCUCAUAUAUAGUCUUAUUUCUCUUGUAUGCAUGGAUUAUGAAGUUGUUAAUGAAGAUUUUCACCCUUCCUAG